Messenger RNA from Dothidotthia symphoricarpi CBS 119687, 1748 nucleotides. RefSeq lists its product as uncharacterized. The record is from RefSeq and is a predicted model, not a curated record. Gene Ontology annotation, molecular function: proteasome binding. The transcript has 3 exons. Gene Ontology annotation, biological process: proteasome assembly. The coding region runs from base 110 to 1459 and encodes 449 amino acids. Lineage: Eukaryota; Fungi; Ascomycota; Dothideomycetes; Pleosporales; Dothidotthiaceae.
GGCGAGACCCUGCGCCUCAUUAGCAUUACCCCGUCUCCACGCUUCCAACUCAACCACGACUCACCCCUCCCAACUACCCCGUGUAGGUACUGGGUACACGAUAUUCAUCAUGGCACCUGUUCUGGGGCGUUUGCAUUCGCUGAUAGCCAGGAAUGCGAAAACAUUCCAGGCUGCCUGGCGACAUGCUGCGAAGCAUAUACAAAACCAGCUGCCAGCGAGCGCACGACCUACCCAAGCCCAGUUGCAACCAAUCCUUGUGAGAAAUGGCCCGAAACAUGCUGUCCAUCGUAUUGCGCUGCUCAAGCAGAGCAAAGGCCGGUGGUACACGACCCAUAGCGCCAUCACCGCCACUGUGAAACGAUUCACAACAUCCGCCCGACCUGCAGGCGUCAAGUUUGACAAGUCAGCUUUUCCCAAGUCACGAAUCGGCACCAUUCUCAGCACGCAGAGCGGACGCGCACCCUUUGCCUCGACUCUCCGCCCGAAUCUGACUGGCGGAACACUUGGCCGAAGUGCUGGAGGAUAUGCGUGGGGCUCUGGCAAAACCGGAGGUGCUCGAUACUUUUCACACGGUCCAGCCGCGCCUGCUCAGGUCAUCAGCAAUGUUUCCCAGGCAGUGCGAGCAUUUUUGAUCUCGGGCCAGAAGGCGCAGUUCAACGGCAUCGAUUCACGCACGGGAGAGAAACGUUUCAAAUCCGUCUCUGCUCUGCAAGACCAGGUCAACCGAACUCUAAACAAAGUGCCUAAGGCUACCCCAGGCUCGUACAUUACCUUCAACAUCAACCCCACCGUCACGGCCUUGACCGCCGGCGGAUUUAAGGGCUUUGGCUCCUUCGUCCAGGAGAAGGAAUCGCUCAACAACGAGGGCCUUUUGGAUAUCCUCUCUGUCGACUUUUCCCGAGCAGUCAAAGAGCUAGCAGCUGUUUUGGCAGACCUGCAACGUUUAUCAGAGCUGGGAGACUUACCCAUCUCCUACGAGCACUCAACGCUGAAGGUACAUUUCCCGGGCUGUGACGCUCAGACGGUGGAGACGAUCUGUAACGAUUUUGAUGUUCAACGGGGAGUGGUUUGUCAAGACGAGAAUUUCGAUGCCUUCGUUGGCACAGACAUCGCCUUGCUAUUUCCCUUCGCUUCCAGCAGGACACCCUCAGAAUGCUCGUUUCUUGAGAAGCCCGUUGCUGGUCGGCAGCAUGUUCAACCAAUUAUUGACUGGCAACACAUGCUCACGCCGUCUGUGUUAAGUUCAGAUGCCUACUCGACGCAUUCAGAGAAUGGAUUUGAUGAUUUUGUGGAUCUUGAUGAAGAGAACCCAUGGUUGUCGGAGUCGCUAUCUGGAUACGAAAGUCUUCACACCAGCGAGGUAGGAGACACGGACCUGCACACCCCUUUCGAGUACCAAGGUGUGGAAGGCAUGUAUAGAUUCCUGGCACAGUGCGAGUCGGGCGCCAGCGUCAGAUAGAGGAAUGCCAUUGAGCAUGGGAUACCAGUCGGCUUCAGAUUGUCACGACAGCGUUGAAUUUUUAUGAACUCAUAUAUGAAAAACUCCUUCUCUGUGCAGUGAACACAAACACCGGCUUACACAAUUCGUGCUGAGGCUAUCUCUUCGCCAGCCAUUCGUCUUGCACUUGCCCAUGACACACGCGAACAUGUUCCGGAUAUAGCAACGGUCACAUCCGUAGCGGCGGCGGCCAUUAAAGGAAGCCGUCCUCUCGCCUCCUUAUGCCCGCAGACUUUGUCAUAUUUCUACU